CACACUUCCGGCGAAAUAGUUUGAAAAUGGACGAAAAGAAGGGACAUUUUUAGAGUUUAGUGAUAAAUAUUUCCUUUUUAUUGAAAGGUUGUGAGUCAGAAUUACGUUAGGACACUAUGGCGGUCUACUUUGACCACCGCCUCGAUACUGAGUGCUCUGGGAUCAACACAGAUGUAUCAUGGUUCAGUGGCAAUCCCAUGCUGGCUGUGACAUCAUACAGUGAUGAAACAGGAGGAGCUGUCAACCUUUUCCUUGAUGAGGGAGAGAGAUUACUAAAUGUGAAGUUACAGCGAAGUUGCCAGGUGACAUCAUCUGCAUGGCAUCCAACAAAGAAGAUAAUAGCUGUAGGGUUUGAGAAUGGUGAAUUGUUGAUAUGGAAUGCCACAGAUUGUGAAUUGUUUGAGGGUUUACCGCUACAUAAACAUGCUAUCACGGUUCUCCACUGGAGCUCUAAUGGAUCAAGGUUAAUUUCAGGUGAUAAGUCGGGUGUGGUGAUGGUUUGGAAGUCUGAUGGUAAAGGCAGAUUGCAACAGAACCCUUUACAUCAACAUCAUUGUCAGGAACCCCUCUCACAGAUCAUCUUUAAACCUCUUCCACCACCAGACCCUUCCACAGAUAUAGCUCAGCUGGCAAAGGCAGCUGUGAGUGGGGAUGAGUCGGCUUUAGACAUGUUUAACUGGAAGAAAGGGAAGGGAGGAAGCAAAACAGUGUCUACAUAUGGUCCACAGGAAUCCCUAUCUUUCUUUAUUGGUGGAGCAAGUGGUGGUGUGUACUUUGUGAGUGAAGGUGGCCAAUGCAGCCAGGCAUUUAAGGCAGAUGGUCCCAUAUUAAAACUGUUGUACUAUGAAGAGAAAAACAUACUUAUCACGGUAACAGAAGGUCUGUCAUUGUUCCAACAUGCUGUGAUGCCUGAGGGAGACACCAAGGAAAUGAUGAAGGUAAAACUUAGCGGCAGGGGAGACAAGCCAGUAAUUGACUGGGCAGGAAAAGGUAUCCUAGCAACAUCAACUGGUGAAGGAGUUAUCAGGAUGUGGGAGCUGGAGAAUGAGGAGAACUAUAUACUACAUCUUGAUGGACACAGUGGAUAUGAUCCUAAUGAAAAUAUUACAUGUUUAGCUUUCUGUGAGCGAAAAGGUACUCUGGCAGGUGGUACAAACAUGGGAAAUGUAGCCCUGUGGAAAUAUUCACCUCCUCUUGGUAACAAGAAAGUGGAUGGUGAACAGAAAUGGAAACUUCAGACCCCAGCAACAGUGGAAGGACCUGUUGCACAAGUUUCUUGGGGUUCUACCAAAGACCUGCUUGCCGUCAACACUAUAGCUAAUGUGUUUAUGUUGAAUGAGCAUGUGAUGAGUGCUAAUUUCAGGGAUCAGACUGCUGUAGUACAGUUUGGACCUAGUUCUCUGUCUAUAGAGGUGUUUUCUAAUGGUACACAUCAUGAUCUCAAAACAGACAUACAAAACAUGUCUGUUCUCUGUUUGAAUUUAAUAGAUGCAUUAGCAGUAUGGAAUGGUAGACGUGUGAUACUGUAUGAAUAUUCUGAAGAUAAGUCUACUAUAAAGGCAUCAGGCAGUUUUACCACAGAUUCUAUGAUUAUAUGUAUAUAUGAACAAAAUGUCUACAGUAUAGAAAUGCAGAAGGUGCAAGUUAGGACAUUCCAGGGUACAGUUAAACAGUCAAUAAACUUCAGUGAAGUAGAAGGCCAGCCAGUAUGUUUAGAUGUAUGUGGUACAUAUCUCUUGAUAGGAACUGAUAUAGGCAUACUCAAAGUGUUUGACUUGUCUAGAAGAGAAGCUAAACCACAUAGUCAUCCAAAGAAUCUACAUGAGCUGGUUCCAGGCUUUGGCAGUCUUCUUGCUUGUAAAGUCAACUGUAAUGGUACCAAAGUUAGUGCUGCUAUUAAAAUGCAGAGUGGUAAUCAGACAGAUCCCAAGUUGUAUUUCUGGGACAUCGAGACAGACUCUUUAUCCUACUUUAACUUUGAGACGGGUAAAGGUGAGCAGGAUGACUAUCCCCCAGAACAGAUGGUCGGCAUGCAGAAAGAUAGUGCUAUAGAAAUGAGUGAUGCUGAUAGAGGUAAAGACCAAGCAGCGAAGGAUAUUGCGGGUCGCUUUCCAAUCACCCAUCACUGGGACGCUCAUGAUCCAAAACUUGUUGUUUGUGAGGCUCGUAUCCUUCCAAGAACAGAUAAUAAAGAGGAGAAGAAACAGAAAGCUACCCUCACUAAACAGAUAGAGGAAGGGCCAGUUGAAGUGAUGGUUGUUUCAUUGUUCUGUACACCAGAGAAUGGAAUACUGAUACAGGACAGUUUUCCCCUCAGUGAUGACUAUAACUGUCUACUUGGUAUUGAAGUUCCAUAUCACUACUUUGUUAGAAAGAAUGAAACUAGUGAAGAUGAGAACGCAAACCAGGAGUCUGGCCAUUUAGUACGACCAGACACAGCCACUGUGAUAUACCCUAAACUUGUGUCUCGUACAACGAUGCGAGACUUUGUCGGCCUGGAGAAGAGUGAUAAACAAACUAGAGAAGCAAUGUUGAACUUCAGCUAUUACCUUACCAUAGGCAACAUGGAUGAAGCUUUUAAAGCAAUCAAAUUAAUUAAAAGUGAGUCAGUAUGGGAGAAUAUGGCUAAGAUGUGUGUGAAAUCUCGGCGGCUUGAUGUAGCCAGUGUAUGUUUAGGUAAUAUGGGGCACGCACGAGGGGCAAAGGCCUUGAGGGAAGCACUUAAAGAACCUGAAUUAGAUGCAAAGGUUGCUACACUAGCAAUGCAGUUAGGCUUAUUUGAGGAUGCAGAGAGACUAUUAAGGAACUGUAAAAGAUAUGACUUGCUGAAUGAAUUCUACCAGAAUGCAGGCCAGUGGGGAAAGGCAAUGGAGACAGCAGAGAUGUAUGACAGGAUACAUUUACGUACAACAUACUACAGCUAUGCUAAACAUCUCGAGGCUAACGGAGAAAUGACAGAAGCUAUACCAAAUUUUGAGAAGUCAGACACUCAUAGAUUUGAAGUUCCCAGAAUGCUCUUUGAUGAACCAGAUGCACUAGAACAGUAUAUACUCAAACAUAAAGAUAAAUCCUUACAUAAAUGGUGGGCUCAGUACAUGGAAAGUCUGGGCGAGAUGGACACAGCAUUACAGUUUUAUGAAAUGGCUCGUGAUUAUCUGUCUCUAGUCCGAGUCUACUGCUACUGUGGUAAUAUGGACAAGGCAUCAGAAAUAUGUAAUGAGACAGGAGAUAAAGCAGGAUGUUAUCAUUUAGCUCGACAACUAGAGAACCAGGACCACAUCAAGGAGGCCAUACAUUUCUUCCAGAGGGCAGAGGCUUUUGGAAAUGCCAUCAGAUUAUGCAAAGAACAUAAUUAUGAAGAUCAGAUGAUGAAUCUGGCGUUGAUGGGUCGACCUGAAGACAUGAUGGAGGCUGCAAGAUACUAUGAGGAUAAACCAGGACAACAAGAUAAAGCUGUCAUGUUGUACCACAAGGCUGGCAAUUUCUCACGUGCCCUGGACCUGUCAUUCCGUGCAAAGCAGUUUGGUGCUCUACAGAUGAUAUCUGGUGACCUAGAUGAGAGAGCGGACCCCGAGUUGUUACAGAGAUGUGCCGAUUUCUUCCUGGAGAACGGACAGUUUGAUAAGGCUGUAGAUCUCCUUGGUAUCGGCAAGAAGUAUUGGGAGGCUUUGAAGAUCUGUAUGGACCAGCAUGUUGAGGUGACAGAAGAUCUGGCAGAGAAGUUGACACCUACAAAAGAGGAGCUUGGUGGAGACACUAUGGAGAGGGUGAAGAUACUAGAGGCUAUAGCUGAGGUGUGCAUGCACCAGGGUCAGUAUCAUCUGGCUACCAAGAAAUUCACACAGGCUGGAAAUAAAAUGAAGGCUAUGAAAGCAUUGUUGAAAUCUGGUGACACAGAGAAAAUCAUUUUCUUUGCUGGAGUGUCAAGACAGAAGGAGAUCUAUGUAAUGGCUGCAAACUAUUUACAAUCUUUGGACUGGAGAAAGGAUCCAGAAGUCAUGAAAAAUAUCAUAGGUUUCUACACCAAAGGACGUGCAUUGGAUGCCCUGGCAUCGUUUUACGAUGCUUGUGCCCAGGUGGAGAUUGACGAGUACCAGAAUUACGACAAGGCUCUUGGAGCUCUGGGUGAGGCAUUUAAAUGUCUUGGUAAGGCCAAGAUGACUGAUGAAAGUUUACAAGAAGAGAGACUGGGUCAACUGAAGAACAAGAUAACAUUGAUCAAGAAAUUUGUGACUGCUAGAAGGGUUUAUGAUGAAGAUUCUGAGGAGGCCAUCAAACAAUGCCAAGUACUUCUGGAGGAACCAGACCUGGACAGUGCUGUCAGAAUGGGAGACGUGUACGGCUUUAUUAUUGAACAUUAUGCCAGGAAGGAGCGCUGGAAGGCUGCAUAUAAUGCUAUGGAAGAGAUGAAGGGUAGAAUAUCUGGUGUGAACAUGACAUACUAUGUGAACAUGCGGACAAUACAAGCUGUACAUCAAGCCCUGGAUAUACCUCUCAGUAACACGAUCAACACAAACAAGAUGAACGGGUAUAGAGCCGCGGGCCACGAGGAGGAAGACGGGGAUAUUGUAGAGGAGGAAGUUCCAAUGUAUAAUGACGAUCUUUGAAAUCAUUUCAACAUGUGUCUGUGAUAAAUUUCAUAAAAUAUGACUAAAUUGUCAUAAACAUUCGAGAAAGUUUUGUAAGAAUAUGAAACGAUUUCCAUGGUUAUACUUUCAAGGAAGUUAUGUAAGAAUAGUGAACAGUUUCUUUGGUCAUAAACUUCCGUCAGUGCAUGACAUCAGAAAAAUUUCAGAAACACUUCAUGAUACUUGUAUUACAUUGUUUUUAAUUUGAUUAUGGCAUUAUAUGUAGAAAAUAAGAAUAUGGGUUUAUUUAGGAAUAUUGUUUCCAGUCGUCCUUGGGAGUGAAUGAUCACAAAUCUGUGUGAACUUAGGCAUUUAAAUUUGUUUGAAUUUAAUUUUUUGACAUUUAAUAUGAUGUUACGAAUAUGGCAGUGUUAUCAGCUCUGACUCAUUUUGUUGGCCAUCUGUCUGUAGCGGUCUGCCAGUUUCAAAAUAAGGAAUUCUCUUACAUUUCUUUAUAGAUCUGUCCGGCUUCACUUAAGCGGAGCAUUGAGUUCAAUAGCAUUGUGACAUUUUUAAGGAUUUUAGUUUUUUUUCUCAGUUAUUUCUCUACAUAUACAAGAUGUUUUGAUCGGACAUGCAAUUGUGUAUUUGUCUCAAUGUUCACUCUAGUCAGCAGUGCUGAAGUAACUGUUGCCAUUAUUGUCAUGACCUGGUUCUAAUGUUAUAAAACAUGAAUUUGAAUACCAGUCCUGGAAUGCAGUCUUGCCAUUGGUCAAUUUUGAAUUUUCGCUCAUAAAUAACCAAUCAGAUGCUGCAAUUUUUAGACUGGUCUCCAAACUGGUUUUUACAGCUUUGGAACCAGGACAUGAAAUAGGUUGGACCAAAAACCAUUGUAAUUGGUUUGGCCACUGUUUAUAGUAACAGAUAUAUGAUGAUCAUUUUGUAUGAUAGUGUGUAGAUAUUUUUGUACUACAAACUUGGCAUCUAUGUCUGAUACGAAAAGAUGAUACCUUGAUGAUAAUUUGUGAUACAAAUUUUGAAAGCAUUCCAUUCAAGUGUGUGGCAUUGUAAAUGUCUUUGAUCUUCAUAAUCUGCGGGGCUUUAGAGUUAUCAUAAGGCAGUGAAAUUUUAGUGUUCGUAGUUUAAUUGUUAUGCAUAAUUGUGACUUUAAGGAAAAAUAUUUAGGCCCGGCAUGUUAUUAUUCGAGUGAAAUGUUUCAACAUUAAGUAUUUAAAGCAUUGUGUAAACUAUUUAUAGAUUUAUUAAUGUGAGUCAUACAACAUAUUGCUAUAGGAGGUAAAAAUCAUGGUGCAUAUGUACCUUAAAGUAUUGUACAUUGUGUAUUUGAAUGUUCAGAUAGCAAUAUGCUUUCUAAUGUUUUAUAUAUGUAAUUCUUUUAUCAAAUCCGUCCAUCAUAUCCAUUAUGUGCUUUAUUUAUUUCUCAGAUAUACAACAUAUCACAUGUACUUUUUUAUUUUCAAAAUGUGAAUCUCUAUAAGUUGAUGUUUUAUACUAGAGAAUUAGAGAGUCAUUUCAUUUAUUACUAGUUAUAGAGAGAGGUAACUGUAAGUUCUUGAGGUUGUACAACUUUUGUUUUAGGUACUUGUCUGUUAUGUACCAGUCACAGGUUGCAAACUUGUCAUGUCUCAGUUUCAAAAUUGGGCUGUGAAUUAACCAGAUGGAGGCGUAAAAAUUUACUUAUUUCAAGGAUCUGCAUGACAGUGGACAAAAAACCAUAUGACUCUAGUCCUUAAUUUUUAAUAUGAAUUUCUUCACCGUAUCCACCCUGAGAUAUCAGCUUCCAUGUCUUAAUCAAGUUUUAGUGGGGGAAAUGUGGGAAAUGCUCUGUUUGCAGUUUCUUAGCAGGAUUUCCCUGUGGAUUACAUAAUUUUGUGAAAGUUUAAGCAUGUAGCUGAACACUGUUUCAUAACCAGGGUACAUCGCUGUUAGUAUUUAUAGAAUGUAUAUGACUGACAGGUUGUGCUCUGUGUUCUGUGCCUUAAUGGUGUGAACUUUUGUUUUGAUUUUAUUUCGUGUUUUCCACACUUCAUUUGUUACCGAUAAUCUAGUAUACUUCUGAUAGAAAUUACUAACAUUUUGUGAAGUUUGCUCUCUGAAAAUGAAAAUUCAAAGUGUAGAUUAGGUACCAUUGUUAAAUUAUCUGGUUGAUGGCUUUUCCAGUUAAAAGGUUUUUUCUGUUGUAGACAGGGAGCAGAAUGGGGUUCAUUUCCAUCAAACAAUGAAUUCAUGGAGGUUUUUAACAAGUCUUGCCCAUAUUAAUCGAAGUACAUGUACCAGCUUGUUUUGUGAAAAGUUAACAAUAUGAGAAGAACAGCAUUUUUUGUACACAUAUUUCCGUUUUUGAUCUGGUUACGUAUAUGCUAUUGUUUGUUUUCCAUUGUAUAUAUUCUUACAUUAUUUAUUUCUCGCAGCUGUCAUGAUUACUUUUUUGGCAUCACAUUUAUUUUUACAUUUUAUAUCAUUAGUACAAUUACACAUGCUGAUUGAGUUUUUAUUCACAAUAUGAUUUCUAGAAAUUCUAAGCUUAGUUUGUUAAUGUAUGAAUAAAAUGAUAUAUUUUGAAUCU
Messenger RNA from Mercenaria mercenaria, 7155 nucleotides. RefSeq names its product intraflagellar transport protein 140 homolog. Gene Ontology annotation, biological process: intraciliary retrograde transport. The coding region runs from base 117 to 4607 and encodes 1496 amino acids. The record is from RefSeq and is a predicted model, not a curated record. Lineage: Eukaryota; Metazoa; Mollusca; Bivalvia; Venerida; Veneridae. The transcript has 31 exons. Gene Ontology annotation, molecular function: protein binding. Gene Ontology annotation, cellular component: axoneme; intraciliary transport particle A; ciliary basal body.